UCAGAAAAAUCCUCACAAAAAAAAAAAAACAUUAUUACAAAAUUAAGAAUCUGCGAGACGCCAUGGUCGAUCCACCGCAUGACGAGCAAAUCGGAGGAACAAUUCAAAGCAUUAACGGCGAUACAAAUACGCCUAAUCAAUCGUCGCAUCCCCUGUCGGUCGCCGACAUCCACGUCGACGGCGUGACAUUCCCCGCCUCCGUCGCCCCGCCGCCGGCGUCCAAGCUCUCUCACUUCCUCGGCGGUGCUGGCGUGAGGGGACUGGAGAUAGAAGGCAAUUUCGUGAAGUUCACGGCGAUUGGAGUGUACGUAGAGGACACGGCGGUAUCGGUGCUGGCUGCAAAUUGGAAGGGGAAAACCGCCGAGGAGCUCAAGCUCUCCGUCGGAUUCUUCCGCGACAUCGUUUCAGGACCAUUCGAGAAGUUCACAAGGGUGACGAUGAUCCUGCCGUUAUCAGGCGCACAGUACUCAGAGAAAGUGGUGGAGAAUUGUGUGGCUGCCUGGAAAGCCAGAGGAGUUUACACCGACGCAGAGGCCAAAGCCACCGAGAAAUUCCUCGAAGUCUUCAAAGAUCAAAACUUUCCUCCUGGAGCCUCCAUUCUAUUCACCCAAUUCCCUCAAGGAUCGCUCGCUAUAAGCUUCUCCAAGGACGGGUCGGUGCCAGAGACUUCGGUGGCGGUGAUAGACAACAAGCCGCUCUCGGAGGCGGUGCUGUGGUCAAUCAUCGGUGAUCACGGCGUGUCCCCUGCUGCGAAACAGAGCUUGGCCGAGAGGUUUUCCGGGUUGCUCAAGGAAUGAGACGAACGAGUGGAUGAUUUGAUGUUUGACGCUUUUGGGUUUUUUGUUUGUUAUCGUGAAUUAGCUAGCGGGCAGACUUUCAUGUUGUUGUUUAUUAAUAAUGAUCAAAUCUAAGCUUCCCCUGCCAAAACUCCAUGCGCCUGUUUCAAGGUACUCUGUUUUCUUCACUACAUUGGCAGAUGUGUUCGUUGAGUUUUUAAUCCAAACAAUUUCAGGGAUCAACGCUUGUGUUUCGACCUCACACCGCAACUGCACAAAUUGUUUUGCUAUCCUGCUUAUUCACGAGAAGAACUCCGAAAAUGGAAGCCAAUCCUGCAUUGUUGUAGAAUAUAUGACCAGAACUACACUUAAACAUUUGAUAGCAUUCUAGUUGCCAUUACCCUCAUCAUCCAAACUCAUGCGGCCCUUGUAAAAAAACUUUUAAGAAUAUGCAACCAAACUCUUUGUUUUCCGGCGAGUAAAAACUUGUGUUUGAAUUCAAUCGAUGCACAUUGACUUCUCGAACAACGAUUAAUAACACGGUUCACACCUCUCCGAACAAUGUUCGAACGAGGGUGUUCGAUGAUUUUGAUGGCUGAUAAAACUAAGUUAAAUUAAUUCUACUCCUAUGGAGGUUCAGUGAGAGCUCUAAGAACUAAAAGCUACAACUACGCUACAUUGCAGAGAAAAGAUAAGUUUGACAUGUGGUGUCAAAUGGUUGGUUGUGGAACCCUUUUCCCGUCUUCGUUUCUCCUAUUUAUAGCCACUGGGUGUAACUGCCUUGGUAACCGCCGUAGUAACUGCUAGUUGGCCUUUUGCUCCAACCGCCUUAGGGCCCGCUUGUCGCUGCCUUAGUGACUAGUUGGUAACCGUCGCCUUGGGGGUCUCGUCCCGUCUUGGGGCUGGUUGGUACUUGAUGGUCUCGAUGUUGGGCCGGGUUGGUGUUAAGCCUUGUCGCCCUGUCAUGACUGGAUGGGGUUGAGGUUAUUUUCAUUAGUCUCCAUGAUGAAGUCUUGAUCGCACCCUCGACUGCUUGAUGACUCCCCACUCUUGUCGUCUUGAGACCGCUACCAUCUCAUGACACCAAGUCCUCCUCAUUAACUUGUUGGUUGUUACCAAGCCGUCUCAUCGGCUUGAUACCUUCCGGCAUGCCAGCAAGCCCAUGUAAUCAACUUGACACCCCUUGCUACCAAGCCAGUCCUGGUGGCUUGGGGUCUCCAUACUUAGUUUUUGUAGCCUCGUCAAGUGGUAAGUUGCACCCUGCCGGUUUGGUACCCCGUGAAGGUGCUACCAAGCCCGUCUUUGGACUGUCUUCGUAUGGCCUCAUAAGGGCUGAGCUCAGCAUCCUGGUCGAUCCAUCCAUAGUUGGGUGGCCACCUCAGCUAGUCACCAUGCCUUAGUCGAAUUUCUUGUCUUGUUGGCUUGGUACCUUGUAGGGGUCUUGGUACCGAGGUCCCCUUGCCCGCCUGGUACCCCCUUAACUCCAUACUUAGCCAAUUUUUAUAUCUUUUGGUAUCAAGCCUACCUUGUCGGCUUGAUACCCCUUUUGCUUCAUACUUAGCCAAAUUAUAUGUCAAAGUACCAAGCCCUGCUUUGCCGGCUUGAUACCCCGUUGUUGACAUCCAGUCAUUUGGCACCCUGUUGUGUCACCUUGUUUCCAAGACUUAGUUUUUGGAUGACCUCCUAUUUGGUACCUGGCUAUUUGGCACCCCGUUGUGUCGCCUUGUUCCCAAGACUUAGCUUUUGGAUGGCCUCCUAUUUGGUACCCGGCUUGGUACCCGACCGUUUGGCACCUCGUUGUGUCACCUUGUUUCCCAUACUUAACCUUUGGAUGGCCUCCUAUUUGGUAUCCGGCUUGGUACCCGGUCGUUUGGCACCUCGUUGUGUCGCCUUGUUGUCCAUACUUAGCAAAAUUUCUUACUUGGGUAUCAGGUCUGCCUUGUCGGCUUGAUACCCUCUUGUUUGGCCCCCUUAUUUGGUACCAGGCUUGGUACCCGGUCGUUUGACACCCCGUUGUGUCGCCUUGUUUCCAAGGCUUAGUUUUUGUAGGCCAAAUUUCAUACUAAGGGUUGGAGGCAUCGUCCGGCUAUGGGGGCCUCGGAGACGGGUCGACCAUCGUAUAGAGGAGAAGGGGGUCCCCCUUAUUUGGUACCAGGCUUGGUACCCGGUCGUUUGGCACCCCGUUGUGUCGCCUUGUUUCCAAGACUUAGUUUUUGUAGGCCAAAUUUUAUACUAAGGGGUGGAGGCACCGUCCGGCUAUGGGGGCCUCAGAGACGGGUCGACCAUUGUAUAGAGGAGAAGGGGGUUGGCCACUUAGGCCCAAAAAUCAAACCCAACUAGGCCCAGCUGGCUCUUUUAAUCAUUAAUGUUGAGCUGGCCUUAUAAAUCCAUUAAUCCCCU
This is a messenger RNA of Linum trigynum, 3176 nucleotides long. NCBI's taxonomy places the organism in Eukaryota, Viridiplantae, Streptophyta, Magnoliopsida, Malpighiales, Linaceae. The record is from the annotation of a GenBank genome assembly.